Effrenium voratum is the source of this 2084-nucleotide messenger RNA. Lineage: Eukaryota; Dinophyceae; Suessiales; Symbiodiniaceae. The record is from the annotation of a GenBank genome assembly.
AGGCUCAAAGCAGCGCGCCGCCCCGGAGCCAUGGCGCUUGCCACGACGUAGCAGCGCCACUGUGCCGAGAUGUCGGAGGGCGAAUCGCCGGCGAACGGCCACUACCAUGGUGCCGGUGACUUUGAGAAUAGCUCAGAGUCUGAGGGUGGAGGCGAUACGGCGCGUGCCGAUGAGUUUGAGUCAGAUUCAGAGGCCUCGCCAAGUUCCCCAACGCGCACGGCAGAGGUGAUGUCCCGAAGUGGAAGCGGCCAAAGCCCGCGCUCGGAGGUGACUCGCGCUGCGAGCGAUGGCCGGACUCUGACUGCACCGGCUACUGGUGCCAGCGACAAGGUUGGCAUCGCCACAAGCGGAGAGGGUAGCUACAGCGACGAUGAGUUCGCAAGGGAUGAUGAAGAGGAGGGCGAGUAUGGUGAGAACGACUGGGAAGAUGAGUCUGCUGCCUCCCCACGCAAGACCGAGCCAGAGAAAGAGACGGAUGUGUUGAAUGUUUCUGUGCGGGGCCUAGACAGCCUUGCAUUGGGCGGGAGCAUGGACUUGAGUUUUGCAUUGCAGGAAGAGGAGCUCCAGGAGCCAGCCAAUGCAGCCGCCACUGGGGAGCCAGUGGGAGCAGCUGCCAAACCAGUGGAAACACUGGAGGAACCUGCCGAUCGACCGGCGGAAUCCGAGGUGGCUGACUUCGUCCGCAGCUACGUUCACGAUUUGAGUCAACAAGCUUCAGAGCAGGUUGGCAGGCAAGAGCCAGAAGCAUCGCAGGCUGAAGAGGAGGCUGACGAGAUCGCCGCCAUAAUAGCUGCAGCCCGCGCAGCCGUGGACCGCCCUGCUGCGGCCACCACGAGCACCUGGCACUGGGACGAGCCCUCCAGAGAGGUGGAGGCAGCGGCGUCCACUGCGGGCCGGGAUGCUGUGGAGUUUGGGCCAGUGGGAACUCCUCCACCAGAUGAUGCUCCGCUUGGCUGGGUUCGAGAUGCUGCAGUCCAGUGUGGCACCAGCGGCAGCCCGUCGCCAGGGGAGGCACAGCGGCAAAGCAGUCUUCCUGCCUUCAGUGCAGCCCGCGAGGCGUUUUUUGUGGAUGAGGUGGCGCUCGAGACGAAAGCAGUGCAAGCGGAAGUGGUCGUUCGAGAAGGUGCUGCACCGGCUCGCGAGCUGCUACGGAACAGCCUCUCUGCCACCCGUUUGGAAACCGUAGAUGAGGGCGAGCGCGAGGAAACCCCGCCGACGCCCAGCGCAAAUCCGGAGGAGGCUGAGGACCAUCGGCCGUCCCAGGCGCCAGUGCAGGCGUCUGCAAGCCCUUUGGCCCACAAGCAAGAGAGGGGCCUUGCUGCGCAAUUGACUGGCCAGCGAGCCCUGGGCCAGGCGCAAAGUCGGCCAUCCGAAAGAAAAGCACAGUCACGGUCACCUCCUCCACGAUCCCUCUCGCCAGUGCAGCCGGUGAGGCCGCUGCUCCCUGAGGAGCAAGAGGCACUCUAUAGUGGACUGAGCCAAGCGCCAUCGGGCCCAUUGGCCUUCAGUCGUUGCCUGCAGGGCAGACGUCCAACGCCGCCUGGAUCGCCAGAUCCGUCAUGGUCUGAUUCGGAAGGGCUCGCCGCCAUUCCUGCAGGACAUUUGCAUCGUAUUUGUGACCCUUUCGCCAAAAGAGCCCGGCCUGGGAUGGGGCAAUAUCGAGCAACGACGCCGCGCAUGGUCCUCGCAAUGCAUUCAUUCAGCCGGGAGCAUGUGCGGAGGAUCAAGCCGCUGCCCAGGGGGUUGGAAUCGCGGCCACCUGAGGCUUCGCUCCCCGACGUGCGCACGGAGGUGCACUCGGUGAUGGCGAAACGCAGGGAUUGGCUGCUGGCGGACACCUUGCAAAUCCAGUACCCUGCGAGAGGGCCAGAUUUCAUGGCAAAGCGCAGCGUUGCGGCGGGUGCGGUGUAUUACGCAAAACCAAGCCAUUCUUGUUUGCAGAGUCUUGGGGGCGGUGGCAACUUCCCCAGCGGCAGGAGGUGAUCCCGCGAAGCGGAGAAGCUGGUUGCCUGAAGGUUGCAGCUUUACCCUUGCCUGAUAAAUGGCUGGUGUGGCGCUUGAAAGCAGAGCGUCCUGCGGAUGAG